Penicillium taxi is the source of this 1383-nucleotide messenger RNA. RefSeq lists its product as uncharacterized. Lineage: Eukaryota; Fungi; Ascomycota; Eurotiomycetes; Eurotiales; Aspergillaceae. The coding region runs from base 1 to 1383 and encodes 460 amino acids. The transcript has a single exon. The record is from RefSeq and is a predicted model, not a curated record.
AUGCAUUCAAUGAGGUAUCCUCUAGGCAGGAGUGAUCCUCGUGUCUCUGAAGUUGACUCGCCUAUUGAUUAUAUUCUCAGUCCGUUCUUUUCAUCUGUACUUGAAAUCAGUGACCUUCCAAGCCACGAGCAACGUUUCUACGAACGUGAGUUGACUCCUCUGGAGCUUGACAUGAAGCGAAAAAAGCAAUCGCUGUCUGCUAGCACCAGCAAGCCGUACGCAAGUGGUCGGAAUCAGUUUUCCACUCUCAAAUCGAAUGUCGGCAUGGAUAAAUAUUUGGAUGGGACCUGCGAACCCAUGAAUCCGCAGAACACUCCUGCAGAAUUUGACAGCCCUAUUCCUGGUGAAGCGUCCUACCAUUCCACAGUCCACAAGCGCAUCAGCUUUGCUCCACAGAUGCAGCAGUUGGAUAUCAACUGGUUUCACGAUAAACCUGAGGAAAGCUUAUUGUAUGACGUUGGCGAGGGGGUCAAGAGUUCCAGUAUUCGGCAACGCAGUGCCUCACUGGAGUUUUCUUCUCAGACUGGAUCCUCAGAAAUAGAUUCUUGCGACCGACGUAUCUCUCCGAUGAUAUCAUUUGGUGAAUUAUGUGUUCAGCUCUCUCCAGCUACCUCGCCUUUCCAGUCUUCUUCACAGCAACAACUUUUGCCUUCAGUGGAGCUGGAACAAGACUAUAUCAGUUCCUAUCAGCAAAAGAAAUACAAAGAGAAUUGGAGAGACGCAAUUUCAUGUCCCAAACAAGGCAGUCCUCUACAUAGCAGCCCCGUGAAAACUACUCAGCCCCCGAUGAAAGCAAUGAACCGACAGCCAGACAUUUGCUUCUCACCCCUUUCUAAAAUCCUUGGGCAGGAUGGAGGAUCUUCAAUGACAAGCCAGGUCACUCCACAGCCACACGUUCCCGAGUUAUCAAAGGCUCUGGUGCAAAUCCCUUGUACCUGCAAAGACAAAUACAGGGAUUACUUUGUCAAUUUCGAAGUUACACUGUACCGAGUCCAGUUUGGGUCUCAUCCCCGCCCCUUGGCAUAUUUGCAGUUCCAAUCUCCAAUGAUCUGUAAAGAAACUCUGCAGACUUUCCCUCGAGAUAGUUAUGUGGGCAAUCGCCCGUUAACAUCUGGUGUGUUUUUGCAUAUUCCUCUGCCACCCUACUUGAUACGGCUUCUACUCAAUGUAGUCUCUGUCAUGGAGAGACUGAGUCAUUCCCACGAAGGUCGAGUAACUCUCAGCAUUGUUACGCUUUUUUGGUCUUGGAUUACCAGACUGGUCAACUAUUUGCUCAGCCUGCUUGGCCUGCGGGCUCACUACGAUCACGACUUCGGUGCUUUCUGGGGUUUGCUUCUUGGUGUCUGGCCAAACCCAGAUCGACAAGGACCGAAGUGGUUCUAA